Phytophthora infestans T30-4 is the source of this 339-nucleotide messenger RNA. RefSeq lists its product as uncharacterized. Lineage: Eukaryota; Oomycota; Peronosporomycetes; Peronosporales; Peronosporaceae. The transcript has 2 exons. The coding region runs from base 1 to 339 and encodes 112 amino acids. The record is from RefSeq and is a predicted model, not a curated record.
AUGUAUCGUGAAUUAACGAUUUCUAGCAAUGUUCAAGAGCGGAAGCUGACUAAAGCAGUCAAGACCGGUAAACUCAGUCUAACAGCUGACGAACUGAAGGGUAGCGGCAGCGUUAUUCAUCUUCACCCCGCGUCGCACGAGAAGGCCCUUAAGGCACGUAGAGCUGGGCGUGGUGUUCGACUUGAUAUCACUAAGCACGAAGUCAAGAAGGGUUACAAACGAGCUCAAGGUGGUUCCAUUUGGAGCAAAGUUUGGCGAGGAAUUAAAUCGGCUUUCAAAUUCGCAAAGGACAGUGGAAUUCUUUCGCGUGCUGCCGAUGCUGCCCUAUUAAAUCGAUGA